This is a messenger RNA of Leguminivora glycinivorella, 1915 nucleotides long. RefSeq lists its product as uncharacterized. The record is from RefSeq and is a predicted model, not a curated record. Lineage: Eukaryota; Metazoa; Arthropoda; Insecta; Lepidoptera; Tortricidae. Gene Ontology annotation, molecular function: catalytic activity. The transcript is spliced from 2 exons. The coding region runs from base 166 to 1239 and encodes 357 amino acids.
UUCUUAUAAAUUGUUUGUUGCAUCGGAUAAAUUAAAUAUGUUUAUGGAUGAUGCACUGUGGCCGGAGGGAGUGUACUUCAGACGGUUCGUCUCUCAGAGGGAUCGGCAAGAGGAAGCGCUCAAGGCAAGUGGUGAGAAUGGAAAUAAUAUACAGUGCGAACAAUAAUGUCAAUGGCAGAAAUGAGUAAUUUAGUAAGUUUUAAUUGUAAAUGUUUGAAGAGAUCGUUAGAUGGAGUUAGGGAACUGUGCAAGGAAGGGGACAUUAUUGCAUUGCAAGAGACUUGGCUGCUGCCGCACGACUUGCCGCUGCUCGGGACAAUACAUGAGGACUUCGCAUACACGGGAUCAUCUGCGGUCGACACAGGGGCCGGUUUACUCACGGGGCGGCCGCACGGGGGCGUCGCAUUGCUAUGGAGGAAGUCUGCGUUCUCGGAAGUCACAGUAGUGGAGUGCGAAAAUGUACGGUUAGUGGCAAUAAAAGUGAAAGUGCGGGAGUCCUCUUUCUUGGUGUUUAGUGUAUACAUGCCGGUAAAUGCUCCUGAAAAUGUGCCGCUGUUCACAGAAUGCUUAGGGGAAAUCAGUGCAAUCAGUGAGGACAACACGGACGUUGAGGCGAUAUACGUGCUGGGAGACUUUAAUGCACACCCAAAUGAGUUGUUUUAUAAUGAGUUGCUGCAGUUCUGUGAAACACAGGUGUGGAGAUGCGUGGACUUAGAAAUGCUAGGCUCCGACUCUGGGACAUUUACAUUUACCAGUGAGGCUCAUGGAUGUAACAGGUGGUUGGAUCACUGUGUUGUCACGGAGGCAGCGCGGCAAACGGUUUGCAACGUACGGGUAAAAUAUGACGCAUAUUGGUCCGACCACCUGCCGCUCAUAAUUGAAUGUAAACUAAACAAGAUACAGAUUAAGUGUAGUAGUGGCAGGUUACGUAAUGAGGGGGUAAGAUGGGGCGAAAGGCAACCCUCCCAAAUAGAAUUGUACCAAGCACUCUGUAAUGACAGGUUGAAAAUGCUGGACUUUCCAGCCGAGCUAACGCCGUGUGCCGACAAACUAUGUAUGGACCGCAAUCAUUCGGUAAUUUUAGAUAAGAUGUAUGACGAUAUAAUUGACACUCUGACGGAGGCGGCGAGAAAGUCUAGCAGGAGAGGGCACAGUAAACGGAAGGUCGUUGUGGGAUGGAACAAGCACGUCGCAAGCGCGCUGAGGGGCUCAGCAACACACAUGUCGGAUGUCAUAUAGAUAAAACAUGUUUUAACAACAUCAGUUACGCUGACGACAUGGUGUUGCUGGGUCCGUCAAGUGACUCGUUAAGGCAACUCAUUUGUGUGUGUGAAGAGUAUGCUGUGGAACAUGGUCUUAGGUAUAACACUAGCAAGAGCGAGUUCGUUCUCUUUAAAGCUAGUAAGUACAACCCUACAACAAUACCUACGAUCAUGUUGUGCGGCGUGCCCUUAAAAAGAGUUGAGAGGUUUAAAUACCUGGGACAUGUCAUUACGGAGGAUCUUAAGGAUGACUUGGAUCUGGAGAGGGAGAGAAGGGCGAUGGCAGUGCGUGGCAAUAUGCUUGCCCGCAGGUUUGCAAAGUGUAAUGAACAGGUCAAGUUGACGCUUUUUAAAGCCUACUGUCAAACGUUCUACACUUGCAGCCUGUGGGUAGCAUUUACCCAGAGGGCAUAUAACGCACUGAGAGUGCAGUACAACAAUAUUCUGAGGAUGCUCUUGCGGCUGCCGAAGCAUUGUAGUGCGUCCGGCAUGUUUGCCGAAGUGCGAACUGACGACUUUUUCGCAAUCAGACGCAAGCGUGUUGGAUCGUUGCUUAGGCGAGUGCGUGGCAGCAGCAAUAGCCUCCUCAGAGUACUGUCUGGGAACUACGACUGUCCCAUAAUUAAAUACUGGGUGGAAGUUGCCAUCGGCAA